Molecule: messenger RNA, 960 nt
Organism: Lodderomyces theae
Lineage: Eukaryota; Fungi; Ascomycota; Pichiomycetes; Serinales; Debaryomycetaceae
Gene: MOB2
Product: Mob2p
Exons: 1
Coding region: 1-960 (319 amino acids)
Biological process (GO): cell division; signal transduction; positive regulation of protein phosphorylation
Cellular component (GO): nucleus; cytoplasm
Molecular function (GO): protein kinase activator activity
Source: RefSeq, a predicted model, not a curated record
AUGUCUUUUUUCAACACUAUCAAAGGGCUAGGUAGGAGCUCGAAAAAGAGUAAAAAGGAUGAACAAACAUCAUUAUAUUCACAUUCAAAUCUAUCUGGUAAUACCCUAAGAAGGACACAAUCACCGAACAAAGUACCCUCUUCACCUUCCAAACACACGUCAUCACCUGUACGAGGAGCUGGUGGGGGCGCUGGUGGUCAGAAUAUAUCGACAAUAGGACGCAAUCAAGUGGGCUAUGUUUCCUCAUCGUACCAAGGUUCCCCUUCCAAGCGGUCUAGAAAUGCAAAUAGCAGUGGUGGUCUACAACAACUGCAGCAACUGCGGCUGUCGUAUAGCGAAUCAGUUGCAUCGAAAGCACUGCAACUGUCCAUCUCGGAGCCACCGUUAUUCAUGUGCGAACCGUAUGUCAAAACUGCCUUGGUUAAAGGUUCAUACAAGACUAUAGUCCAACUCCCAGCAUUCGUCGACUUGAAUGAGUGGUUAGCACUAAACAUUUUUGAAUUCUAUAGCAACUUGGAUUCCUUUUAUGGGCUAGUUUCAGAUUUCGUCACCCCCAACGAGUUCCCCACCAUGAAUGCAGGUCAAACGAAUUAUCUAUGGGUGGACGGAUCAGGCCAAGCGGUCAACUUACCCGCUAGCCAGUAUAUUGACUACGUCAUCACGUGGAUUUCAAACAAGAUUAACGAUCAAGAAACGUUUCCGACAAAGACUGGUGCUGUCUUUCCUCAAUUUUUCAUAAAGGAUGUGAAGAACAUAUCGCGACAGAUGUUUCGGAUAUUUGCCUUUAUUUACUACAAUCAAUUUGAUAAGAUUGUUCACUUGAGCUUGGAAGCUCAUUUCAAUUCAUUUUUUGCUCAUUUCAUUUCGUUUAUCAAGGAGUUUAACUUGUUGGAUAAAAAGGAAUUGGAGCCGUUGCAACCUUUGAUUGAUGAAUUUGAAAUUCUGGGGAAAAUCAAUUGA